This is a messenger RNA of Calidris pugnax (ruff), 1267 nucleotides long. RefSeq names its product arginine/serine-rich coiled-coil 1 (gene RSRC1). Gene Ontology annotation, biological process: alternative mRNA splicing, via spliceosome. The transcript is spliced from 10 exons. Gene Ontology annotation, cellular component: cytoplasm; nucleus. The record is from RefSeq and is a predicted model, not a curated record. Bases 122 to 1111 code for a protein of 329 amino acids. Lineage: Eukaryota; Metazoa; Chordata; Aves; Charadriiformes; Scolopacidae.
CGGGGCUGGCUUGGUGCUGCCUGCCUGCCGCCCAGGAAGGCGCUGAGCUCAAACCGGCACCCGCGGCCCAGCGGCGCCUUCGCUCCCUCGGCCCGGUCUGGCCCAGCUGCUCAGUUUAAAAAUGGGUCGUCGCUCCUCGGACACAGAAGAAGAGAACAGAAGCAGAAGGAAAAAGAAACACCGCAGACGUUCAUCUUCCAGUAGUUCCUCAGACAGCAGAACAUACAGCCGUAAAAAAUCUGGAAGGAAAUCAAGGUCAAGGUCGCGGUCUCGAGAUCUCCAGUCUCGUUCUCAUUCUUAUGAGAAAAGACGCAGACACAGAUCGAGCAGUAGCUCUUCAUAUGGUUCUAGAAGAAAACGCAGUCGUAGCCGAUCACGGGGCAGAGGCAAAUCCUACAGGUCUCAAAGAUCAAGAUCAAAAAGUAGAACAAGAAGAUCACGAUCAAGACCUCGUCAACGUUCUUAUAGUCGAAGUAGUGAAAGAUCCAGUCAUAGGACAACUCAUAGCGGGUCUCGUGAAAGAGAGCGGCGUAAAGGCAGAGAGAAAGAAAAAGUAAAAGAGAAGGGCAAAGGAAAAGAAAAGGAGAUAUAUGGCGCGAAACAUGGGGACUCUGGAAACAUCAAAGCUGGAUUAGAACAUCUGACUCCUGCUGAACAGGCCAAAGCUAGAUUGCAGCUGGUUCUCGAGGCAGCCGCUAAAGCAGAUGAAGCAUUGAAGGCGAAAGAGAGAAGUGAAGAAGAGGCAAAGAAAAGGAAGGAAGAAGACCAAGCCACCCUCGUGGAGCAAGUGAAACGAGUAAAGGAAAUUGAAGCUAUUGAAAGUGACUCCUUUGUUCCACAGACAUUCAGAUCAAGUAAAGAAGUCAAAAAGUCAGCAGAGCCUCCUGAGCUACAGUACGAACCUGUAACUAUCGGAGCAGGACCUGCUGAUGCAUCUGCUCCUGAAAAAGAACCACCACCUGCCAAUAUUCCUACUGCCAUCAAAUACCAAGAUGAUAAUUCUUUAGCACAUCCAAACCUGUUUAUCGAGAAGGCAGAAGCAGAAGAGAAGUGGUUCCAGCGGCUGAUUGCUCUGCGGCAGGAGAGGCUGAUGGGCAGUCCGGUGGCCUGAGCAAACUGCUGUGACCAUCCCAUGCUGGUUCUCCAUGAAUGCUAAGAAAUCCUACCAUUAAAUUGCUUUCUUUUUCUCUUUUGAGGGGAUUUUAAUACUCGGCGUGCGUUGUACAGAGAAUAAAUAUUUCAUCUGAAUAAACAAGAAUGUUCUAUC